CCUUUAGUGCGUCGAGGGCGUGGCGUCGGCUCAGGGCGCCUGAAGGAGACUUGGGACCUAUCAAGCCUUUCUUUUCUAGAGGUUUCGAGUCGCUCCACCAGCCGCUACCGGCGCUCCAUGAGGAAGAUGCUCGCCGCCGUCUCCCGCGUGUUGUUGGGCGUUGCCCAGAAGCCGGCAACCAGAGUGCUAGUGGCAUCACGUAAUUUUGCGAAUGAUGCUACUUUUGAAAUUAAGAAGUGUGACCUUCACCGGCUGGAUGAAGGCCCUCCCGUUACAACUGUGCUCACCAGAGAGGAUGGGCUCAAAUACUAUAGGAUGAUGCAGACUGUGCGCCGGAUGGAGUUAAAAGCUGAUCAGCUGUAUAAACAGAAAAUUAUUCGUGGUUUCUGUCACCUAUGUGAUGGUCAGGAAGCUUGCUGUGUGGGCCUCGAGGCUGGCAUAAACCCUACAGACCAUCUCAUCACAGCCUACCGGGCUCAUGGCUUCACCUUCACUCGGGGUCUUUCUGUUCGUGAAAUUCUCGCAGAGCUAACAGGACGAAGAGGAGGUUGUGCUAAAGGGAAAGGAGGAUCUAUGCACAUGUAUGCCAAGAACUUCUAUGGGGGCAAUGGCAUCGUUGGAGCUCAGGUACCCCUGGGAGCUGGGAUCGCCCUGGCCUGUAAGUAUAAUGGAAAAGAUGAAGUCUGUUUGACACUAUAUGGUGAUGGCGCUGCUAAUCAGGGUCAGAUAUUUGAAGCCUACAAUAUGGCAGCAUUAUGGAAAUUACCGUGUAUUUUCAUCUGUGAGAAUAACCGCUAUGGAAUGGGAACGUCUGUUGAGAGAGCAGCGGCCAGUACUGACUACUACAAGAGAGGAGACUUUAUCCCUGGGCUGAGGGUAGAUGGAAUGGAUAUCUUGUGUGUCCGAGAGGCCACAAAGUUUGCAGCCGCCUAUUGUAGAUCUGGGAAGGGACCUAUCCUGAUGGAGCUGCAGACUUACCGUUACCAUGGACACAGCAUGAGUGACCCUGGAGUCAGUUACCGUACACGAGAAGAAAUUCAGGAAGUAAGAAGUAAGAGUGACCCUAUUAUGCUUCUCAAGGAUAGAAUGGUCAACAGCAAUCUGGCCAGUGUCGAAGAACUAAAGGAAAUUGAUGUUGAAGUGAGGAAAGAAAUUGAGGAUGCCGCCCAGUUUGCCACCGCUGAUCCUGAGCCGCCUUUGGAGGAGCUCGGCUAUCACAUCUACAGCAGCGAUCCACCGUUUGAAGUGCGUGGGGCCAACCAGUGGAUCAAGUUUAAGUCAGUCAGUUAAUGGGAGACUGUAACCGAUGGGCUGUUUAUCUGCGACUGUAAGGAAAUCAGUAUUGUCAACUUUAAGGGAGACUAAUAAGGAAUAUAUCCAGAAAGAAAAUGAGCACCUAGGAGACUUCCAUUAUGACUAAAUAGCAUGUAAAUUAAAGGGAGAAUAAUGCAUGUCAGUUGUACAUUGUUGCAUUAGAGGAAGUUACUGAGUACUUAAAUAUUCUGUGUGACUAUUAUACUGUUGGAUUUGUUUGUAUAGGUCUAAAAUAAUUCUACCAAAUUAUACCCUGCCCCCUUUUCUGAGAUUGCUGUCUCCGCAGAGGCAUAAUGAGAUAAAGCCAUGGCCCACCUACAUAGGAUAGCAACCACUCCAUUAAUUUCUCCAUAGUAAGACACAAUAUUUAUUUUUAUAACAAAGUAAAAGUUGAAAAUAUUUACCAUUCAAAAAUAAGACAACAGUCAUUUCUAAUGCAAAAUAACUUAGUUCUGUCUCCAUUUGUACAGUCAACAUAGAAAUGACAUUAUUUUCACAAGUUACAUUUCCAUCACAUGUAAGUGCAAGGCACAUUUGUAUCAAUUUUACCUUUCAAAUCUAAGCACUAAACUGGUAAAUAACUUCUACCCUAGAACAGUGACACCUAGCCUGUUAUUUAACCACACUUUGGUUUAUCUUUCCAGCAAGUGCUUUAAGGUGUAUUGAUAAUGAAAUAAAAAUAAUGAAUGUAAUGAAAUGAAAUUGUUUUUUUUAAGAGUUUUCUAAUACUCUGGGAUAUCAAAACUAAGGCUCACUAUUCACAUUACAUACAGUUCUAUAAAUCUUUAAGACAUUUAUAAAUAACAGGUUGAAAACUUCAGUAAGAACAGUCUUUGAACAACAGUGGGUCUUCCAUUUUUUUCUUGUGUAAACUCCAAACCACAAACAUGUAUGGUAUUUGCCUGCUCUGUGCUCAGGCUUAGCUGUCAGUGAUUAAGCCUCAUCUGCAGUGGUUGAGGAUUUCUGAGCCUGUCUUCUGUGCUGGGAGACGGCAUGCCAAAUCCUACAGAGGACUCCACCACUGCAGAACAAACAAGAAUUAGCCAGGGAAAACUGAGUUUCAAAUCAACCAGUCCAAACAAUUCUACAGAAGUCAUGUGGCAAAAGGGAACGUAUAGCAUUCUAGAUUGGCCAUCUACUCAGAAUGCAGUCUUAAUCAGAAUUCCAGAUUUCAGAAGGAGGAGUAGGGUGUUGUAAAAUAAAUAUAGGAAACAAAUUUCAGGGAGCCAGGAGCGGGCACUUUUAUCUUGUACAUCAUUUUAAAGGUUAUUCACAGGAAAAAAUAUGCCAGCUGUUCCGUAGAUCUUACCGUAGUUUAAGGUAUCUUAAGUCUUCCUUAGUGAUAUCAUUAAGAAUAUGAGAAAGUGUAUAAUCCUCUUCAAUAAUCUGAAAUGGAGAUUGGAUAUGAUAUAUAAGAGAGAAAGCUUGUAAACAAUACCAUAAAAUUGUAUGUGGUUAUAAUUUUACCCUUUCAAUUGUAUUUGCAUCCACUCCUUGUAGUUGCAACCAGUCUAUAAGCUCCUUAUCUGUUCCUCGCCCCUGAGAGGGUUCUGGAUUCUCAGUGUUACCUGUAUUGAUGAAAAAUUUGUUUUGUUUUAACCUGUAGCCAUAAAAUGCUUCAAAUGUAAGGUUGUGAUGUGCAGAUGAAUUAAAUUAAACCUUUAUCAUUCAACUGUUUCAAUAAGUGUGGCACAAUUCAUAG
This is a messenger RNA of Perognathus longimembris pacificus (Pacific pocket mouse), 3016 nucleotides long. RefSeq names its product pyruvate dehydrogenase E1 subunit alpha 1 (gene Pdha1). Gene Ontology annotation, cellular component: intracellular membrane-bounded organelle. Gene Ontology annotation, biological process: pyruvate decarboxylation to acetyl-CoA. The coding region runs from base 118 to 1290 and encodes 390 amino acids. The transcript has 11 exons. Lineage: Eukaryota; Metazoa; Chordata; Mammalia; Rodentia; Heteromyidae. Gene Ontology annotation, molecular function: pyruvate dehydrogenase (acetyl-transferring) activity. The record is from RefSeq and is a predicted model, not a curated record.